Molecule: messenger RNA, 2774 nt
Organism: Rotaria sp. Silwood2
Lineage: Eukaryota; Metazoa; Rotifera; Eurotatoria; Philodinida; Philodinidae
Source: the annotation of a GenBank genome assembly
AUGUCAAAUUUAGAAAGACUUGAGUUGUGUCUUAUUGUUGAUGAAAGAAAAACAUUUUUUGAUGGUUAUGAUUUUAAGAUGAAUAUUAUUAAUCAUAUGUCACGAUUAAACAAAUUCAUAUUUAAUAUUCUUUCAUCAAGUCGUUUUUAUAAUGAAGCUAAUUUACAAUCAAAUGAAUACAUUCAAAAGACAUUCAGCGAUUUUACAGAUAAACAAAUUAUCUAUUGUGCUGAUUAUUUUCCAACAAAAAAAAAAGGUCAAUGUCAUAUUUAUUCAUAUCCAUAUACACUGAAAUAUUACGAUGAUAUAACAAAUAAUUUUCCAGGUGGAAUAUUUAAAUGUGUUCGUGAAGUGUCCUUAUUUGAUGAACGCCCUUUUGAGCAUGAGUUUUUUCUUCGAAUCGCUCAAUCAUUUCCAUUGAUGGAAAAAUUAACUGUAGUUAAUCGAAAACGACAAAUUAAUAAACAAUUUAGGAAAUCAAAGAUUGAAAAUGAAGAUUUAUCAAUCAUUAAAUAUCCUUAUCUUACAGAACUUCAUCUUAUUCAUACUUGCAAAGAUUAUCAUGAACAAUUCUUAUUCGAUACCAAAACAUGUUUGCCAUUUAAUGUUCAUGUUUGUAUGAAUUAUGAGCUAGUGAAAAAAGUGACACGCAAUUUUAGAAGAAAUACAACACGAAGUAAUUGUGCCAAAAUGAAUUACGUAUAUUUAUCUAGAAAACUACAAUUUCCUGGAGAUUUAGACAAUUUUUCUCCUAGAAAACAACAAUUUCCUGAGCAUAUAAAAGACUAUUUUCCGCAUGCGGAAAUACAUUGAUUAUUAGUAAUUUGUUAUUCAAAUAAAACAUUAACUAAAGCAGAUUGAUUUAUAUAAAAUUAAAGCGUUUAAAGAAUCAUGAAGAUAAUAAAGAAUACCGGUUGAAAACAGCUAUUGAAUGGCACAUUAUUAUUGCAAAUGAAAAUAUGCUGUGUGUCUGUGCAUAUACUUCAGAAAAAAAUCAAAAUGAAAUUACAAUUAAAAAGCAAAUAUGUUUUAAGUAAUAGUAUAGAAAGAGUUUUUUUGUCUAAACAAUAUAAACAACAGACUCGUAAACUAUUUGUAAGAAUAAAUAGUUUGUGUAACUAACAUUAGAUGAAGUCGAACAAGUUUUUGAUGUAGAACUGCUUAUUAUGAGAGCUAACGGAGAGGAAUCUGUUUAUAUUACUCAUGCUUUACGGGCACAAAAUGAAGAUUAAAAUGUGUGACAGUUUUCCUUUCUUCUUACGCAUUGUGCUACAUUAUGGCCAACAUUAUCGUUCUAUUGUAAAAUGUAUUUCUUCAGAAGACGGAGCUUCAAAGACGCCUCUAACGUAAGUGGAAGAAUAUGUACGCACAUAUUGCCAAGGUGCUUCAAAUCUAACGUAACUCUUAUUUUAUUGAUUAAGAGUUAGAGUAAUACUAUUCUUUUAGUUUGUCAUUGGUCUCCCUAAAAUGACAUCAUUUCUUGACAUAAGUAUGUAGUUUUCCUAUGACGUGUUCUUUCGGUUUAAGUUUACCGAAUGUAAAGUUGUAAUUAUUUGUGUUAAAAAGCACAUGCGAAAGUAAAAAUGUUCUGUAUAUUUAAAUCAAUCAGUUAUCUGUAGGCUGUAUGAACAAAGCAAAAAGUGAUGACUGAAUAGAUAGGGUGACGACAGAUGUUCACUGUGCAGUCUUUAAUAUUAUGAUUAGUGACAGAAAUACAAGAUCUUUUAUUAUUAUAUUAUCUGUAAAUAAUAAUUUUUGCAUUAUCUUAUUGGGUUUAUUUCUUUAGUAAUAUGAAAAGAUAUCAAAACGAAUUUUGAGAAAUAUUCUCAAAUUAUUAUGUGAAAGAAUGCGAGACAAUGUCACCUUCUGGAUUUCUAUAUCGAAUAAAACAGGCAAAAAUAUGACUGAAAUGCAAGUAGAAAGUAAAAUCGACUUGAAUUUAAAAUAAAAACCUUUCUUUCAAAAAACGUUCUUCAAAAAUUAUGGCAAUUUUUAACAGAUUUUCUUUCACUCGAGUUUAUGUAUUCCUAAUAUGAUAAUAUUAUUCAUAACAAUAGUUCUGUUCCAAUGAAGAUUUUCAGUUUUUAUUUUAUUUUGAAAAGAUUGUUUUGGUACUUUUUGAGAAAUAAAGAUAUAAGGUAUUGGCUAACGCCUGAGACAUGUUGAUUUGAACUAAUUGUCAAAUAAUUUAGUGAGUAGUACAAUGCUUGUUUUAAUCAAUCCAAAACAAGUUUAUUAAAUUUAAGCUCGUGUCAAUGAUUAUUUGGUCUUGUCUUUAUCGAAUAGAAAAUUCAUUUCAAUUAGAAAAUGAAUAUGUUUUAUCUACUUUCACUUUCUCAAUUAGAAUCAAAAAGAUUCGAUUAUUAAAACCUCUAUUUUGCUUACAAUAGAUUAUUUUUUCAACAUUUCAAUAUGUCAGUUUCUUCUUUUUCUCUAUAAUUAGAAAUAAUCAAUACAAUGAAAAUUAAUUUUUAUCCAUUUAACUUUUCUGAUCGGCAAUCGACUAUCCCGCUCUCAGAUCGUAUACGAGUGAAAGAAAGGUCUCCAUUUAUUUUAGACCAUGCCUGUUUGCAUGAAGAUAAACAAUAAUUCUUCUUGGACAACGUAACCAGGACGCAUGAAGGAUAUGGAUCAUAUCUGACUUUUUUUUCUUUUCUCUGUCGAAAUAUCACUCGUCUCUCUAUCUUUUUGUUUUCAAACUUCUUUUGAGUUGUCCGUAUGUGAAACAUCCAUAGAAACAAAGAGUUUGUGCUCAUGGAUAUAAUCCUCUUGUA